AUAAACGGUCUGGUCUAAGAAAUGGAAAAAACACACAUACUGAAAGAGUGGAAUUUGUUUCGGUCUUCGUUUUUACACAAGGCUGUCCAAAUAUUACAGGCUUCGUUAGUUUAGGCAAUCUCUCUCUCUCCCUCUCUAUCCAGAUCUCGCUCCUCUCUCCUCAAUUAACUAUACACAUAUAUAAUUAGAAUUCUCACUCUCUCACUCUACAUUCACUGAUCUCAAUUUCACCGCCACCAUGCCCCUCUCCAGUUACAUCGGCGGUUCCAGCAACCCCCGCCGCGGCUGGGCCCACUCGCUCCUCCCCUCCACCAAAUCGUCCAAGCACCGGAAAACCCGCCGCCGCGCCGCCGUGAAGGACUUCCUCACGGCCAACUUCUUCGCCGUCGGCCUCUCCGUCUCUCUCCUCCUCUUCAUCUCCAUCAUCUACAAAUACGGCGUUCCCAGGCCCCUUUCAUCCCCCUUCGUCUCCGACGCUUCAGGGAGGGGUGGGAUUGUUAGGCUGAAGAGCAAGGUGGCGUAUCGGAAGCCGGUGGAUCACGGCGGCGGAGUGGCCUCAGUGGAUAUAACUACCAAGGAGUUGUAUGAUAAGAUUGAGUUCAGUGAUGUGGAUGGGGGGCCGUGGAAGCAAGGCUGGAGGGUCACUUAUGAGGGUAAUGAAUGGGAUUCUGAGAAAUUGAAGGUUUUCGUGGUUCCGCAUUCGCAUAAUGAUCCUGGUUGGAAAGCCACUGUGGAGGAGUAUUAUGAUAGGCAGUCUAGACAUAUUCUUGAUACUAUUGUUGAUACUCUCACCAAGGAUAAAAGGCGGAAGUUUAUAUGGGAAGAAAUGUCGUAUUUAGAAAGAUGGUGGAAGGAUGCUCCAAAUGACAAAAAAGAAGAUUUUACUAAUUUAGUGCAAAGUGGGCAGUUAGAAAUUGUUGGAGGUGGCUGGGUGAUGAACGAUGAGGCAAAUUCACAUUACUUUGCUAUCAUUGAACAGAUAAUGGAGGGAAAUAUGUGGUUACAUGAUACCAUUGGGGUUAUUCCUAAAAAUUCUUGGGCAAUAGAUCCAUUUGGCUAUUCAUCAACCAUGGCAUAUCUUCUUCGUCGCAUGGGUUUUGAGAACAUGCUUAUUCAAAGGACUCAUUAUGAGUUGAAGAAGGAGUUGGCUUUGCACAAAAACCUGGAGUAUGUUUGGCGGCAAAGUUGGGAUGCUGAGGAAACCACUGAUAUAUUUGUCCACAUGAUGCCUUUUUACUCCUAUGAUAUUCCUCAUACUUGUGGGCCAGAACCAGCAGUUUGUUGUCAAUUCGAUUUCGCUCGAAUGCAUGCUUUUGUCUAUGAGCAAUGCCCUUGGAGAGAAAAUCCUGUUGAGACCAAGCCAGAAAAUGUGAGGGAUAGAGCACUUAAACUACUAGACCAGUAUAAAAAGAAAUCAACACUGUACCGGACAAAUACACUUCUUGUGCCACUUGGAGAUGAUUUUAGAUAUGUCACUAUUGAUGAAGCAGAAGCUCAGUUUAGGAAUUAUCAGUUGAUAUUUGAUUAUAUCAACUCUGAUCCCAGUUUGAAUGCUGAAGCAAAGUUUGGAACCUUGGAGGAUUAUUUCCGAACCCUGCGUGAAGAGACUGACAGAAUAAAUUAUUCACGUCCUGGUGAGGCUGGAUCUAGUCAGAUAGGAGGCUUUCCAUCGUUAUCAGGUGACUUCUUUACCUAUGCUGAUAGGCAGCAAGAUUACUGGAGUGGGUACUAUGUUUCCAGACCCUUCUUCAAGGCUGUUGAUCGUGUGCUGGAACAAACACUUCGUUCGGCAGAAAUGAUGAUGGCCUUUUUGUUAGGGAAUUGCCAGAGAGCAUUGUGCGAGAAGUUCCCCACUGCAUUCUCCUAUAAGUUGACUGCUGCGAGGAGGAACUUGGCUCUAUUUCAACAUCAUGAUGGGGUGACUGGUACUGCCAAGGAUCAUGUUGUCCAAGACUAUGGUAUCCGAAUGCAUACAUCGUUAGAGGACCUGCAUAUUUUUAUGUCGAAAGCUAUUGAGGUGCUUCUAGGAAUCCGUCAAGAGAGAAAUGACCAAUUCCCAUCUCUGUUUGAACCAGCAACAGUGAGAUCUAAGUAUGAUGCCCAACCAGUUCACAAAGCACUUGGUGCGCGUGAAGGAACCGUGCAGUCGGUGGUUCUUUUUAAUUCGCUAGAGCAAACAAGCAAUGAGAUCGUGAUGGUGACAGUUGAGCGGCCAGAUGUAACUGUGUUGGACUCAAACUGGACCUGUGUUAAAAGUCAAAUUUCUCCUGAAUUGCAACAUGACAGUAGCAAUAUGUUCACAGGGAGGCAUAGGGUUCAUUGGAAAGCUUCAAUUCCUGCAAUGGGGCUGCAGACAUAUUAUAUUGCUAAUGGGUUUGUUGGUUGUGAGAAGGCCAUACCUGCUAGACUAAAAGUUCAUGGAUCUGACCAUUUACCUUGCCUUGCUCCAUACACUUGCUCUAAAGUAGAAGGCGACACAAUUGAAAUUGGGAAUCAUCGUCAGACUCUCACCUUUGAUGUCAAACUUGGAUUAUUGCAACAGGUGACAUAUAAAGAUGGUACCAAGAGUGUUAUAGGUGAAGAGAUUAGCAUGUAUUCCAGUUCUGGAAGUGGAGCCUACUUAUUCAAACCCAAUGGUGAUGCAAAACCUAUUAUUCAAGUUAAUGGACAUAUGGCUGUCAUUGAAGGCCCGUUUAUGCAGGAAGUUUACUCUUAUCCUAAAACAGAAUGGGAGAAGGCCCCUAUUUCUCAUAGCACUCGAAUAUAUAACGGUGAUGAUACUAUACAACAGUUCUUUAUUGAGAAGGAAUAUCAUGUUGAACUUGUCGAAUAUCAGUUUAAUGACAAAGAACUGAUAGUUAGAUACAACACAGAUAUUGAUAACCAGGGGAUUUUCUAUACUGAUUUAAAUGGCUUUCAGAUGAGUAGAAGAGAAACCUAUGAUAAGAUACCUUUGCAGGGAAAUUAUUACCCGAUGCCUGCUCUUGCGUUUAUGCAGGGUUCUAAAGGUCAGCGUUUUUCUGUUCAUACACGUCAGUCAUUGGGUGUGGCUAGUCUUAAAAAUGGGUGGUUGGAGAUUAUGCUUGACCGUCGAUUGACAAGAGAUGAUGGGCGUGGUCUUGGGCAAGGAGUGUUGGAUAACCAUCCGAUGAAUGUUGUGUUCCACAUUCUUCUUGAAUCAAACAUUUCCACCUCAAAUCCUACUUCAGACCCUCAUCCUUUAAAUCCAUCUCUUCUCUCUCACCGUGUUGGUUCCCACUUGAAUUACCCAUUAAAUGCAUUUAUUGCCAAGAAACCACAGGAAGUCUCUGUGCAGCCGCCGCCAAGAUUUUUUUCUCCUUUGACAGCCUCUUUGCCAUGUGACUUGCAUAUUGUAAGCUUUAAGGUUCCUCAGCCAAUAAAAUAUUCUCAGCAGCUUUUUGAAGACCCAAGAUUUGCUAUAAUUUUUCAAAGACAACAAUGGGAUACUUCAUAUUGCCGAACAGCCAGGUCAGAUUGUGUAAGUGUCGCUGAUGAACCUGUAAAUCUGUUUAACAUGUUCAAGGGGCUUGUUGUCCUAAAUGCAAAAGCGACAUCCUUAAAUCUUUUGCAUGAAGAUACAGAGAUGCUUGGGUACGGUGAACAAUCAGAAGAUAUUGCUCAAGACGGGCAUGUUCUUAUUGCCCCGAUGGAGUUACAGGCUUACAAAUUAGAUUUACGACCCAAUCAAUGACUACAAAGCGUCGGGUGUCUGUUAUUUUAGCCCCAAUGACUUGGUUUUGCAUUGUCCAAAUUAGAGGAGAAUCGACAUAUAUUGCAACAGUGUGUAGUUGUGUUUGCCAGAUGCCGAGUAAGGUAUUGACGUGUUCCAUUUAAGUUGAAGGGGCACACUGUGGGUGCAAAACCCUCCACAAUCUCACUUGAGGAAAUUUUGUUGCUGUUUUGAACCUAGAAAGAUGGGAAGGCCAUUUAUGUUUAAAGCUCCUCUUUUAUACAGUUCUCUGGUGUACGCCUUCCCUCAAUGGUAAAAUCUAUACUAGUAGAAAACAUAAUUGGUUGACAAAUCCUUCAGAUCACAAUAUACCAAUGUAUUGUUAACAUUUAGAUAAAUAAUGUCUAGUGGUCAAUAGGAUACUUUUUUCCCUCCAUGGAGGAUGUAUUACCACAUGUGAGUUGCAACUGAAAUAGCUGUAUGAAGUUCUUGUCAAUCUUUUAACGGGAUUCAGGAAAUGUCAAUCCUGGUGAGAUUACAUUCUGGAAAUGAUUUAGUUUUAGCUUGCAAUUAAAUUGUUAGUCCUGAGGUCGAGAUUCAGUUCCCUCUC
Molecule: messenger RNA, 4301 nt
Organism: Daucus carota subsp. sativus
Lineage: Eukaryota; Viridiplantae; Streptophyta; Magnoliopsida; Apiales; Apiaceae
Product: alpha-mannosidase 2
Exons: 4
Coding region: 239-3712 (1157 amino acids)
Biological process (GO): N-glycan processing; protein deglycosylation; mannose metabolic process
Cellular component (GO): Golgi membrane
Molecular function (GO): alpha-mannosidase activity; carbohydrate binding
Source: RefSeq, a predicted model, not a curated record